CUUUUAACAAGUUAACUAUAGUUAUUAGCGUGUUUUGCGUGAAAAAAUGUCGGCAAAAAAAGUCGGCAAAAGAUUAAAAAAAAUAGUCACUUGAACAUAAUUCAGUCACUUUUUGCCGAAUAACAGCCAGAACGAAAAUGAGCACAAAAGUUUAAAUUUUCAAUGUUUUUUUUAAAAAAAAAAUUCCAGCAAAAGGACAAUGAAGUCAAUUCAAUGAUUAUAUUUCCCUAUUCUUAUUUCAACACUGUCUUCUGCUUUGUUCUUUUCUUCUCGACUAUCCUUUUCCUCUGCCAUGCUCACAUAAACGUUAGAACAAAGAUGACCGCAGAGUCUAAUGAAGUUUUCGUGUUCUCUUUAUUACCAUUUAAUUUCAUAUAUAUUGAAUUUAAAAAUCGGCAAAAUAAUAUGCAACAGUGGUACCGGUACAAAAGGCUAAUAAUGCGCAUGCCCAAGUGCUUAUCGAUGCAAGCUACAAGCUACAAUGAUGGAGAAAACUUUAAUGCAUCUCAAUACACCAGCGAUAGUUCUAUUAACAAAAAAAAACAGGUGUUUUAAAUGUUUUGUUAAAAAUUCUCUCACUAUGACAGUUUUGGUGUUUGAUGACUGGCGCGCCUGAUUUCGUUUAAUAGUUUAUGUUCACCAAAUAAGGGUAAAUUACGCACAUGAUGCUAAUUACCAAUAAUCUAUUCUCUUUGAAUUUUUUUAAGAUGUCCAAACCCGAAUAACGCAACGAAAUAUUAGACACCUAUGAAGAGUUCCUGAAUUAUAAGUUGUCCCCCCACCCUUAAAUAUUGCUUAAUUAAUGAAGCAACAAAGCCUGGAAAUUAAGUUGAUGAUUAAUUAAUACAGCAAUUAGGACUGGAAAUUAAGUUGAUAAUUAAUUAAUGAAACAAUUAGGACUGGAAACUAAAUUGAUCGUGUAACAAAAAAAUGCGUAAUUUAAUUAAAAAUUCAAGGCGCCCCUCCCUUCGCACUGUGCCUUGAACAUUCACUUCUAGUGAUAGUGAGUGUUUAAUUAAUGAAGCAAUUAGGACUUGAAAAUAAGUUGAUGAUCGUGGUAACAAAGAGAUGCGUUAAUUAAUAAAAAAUUCAAGGUGUGGCACGUUGAAAUGUAAAAUACAAGAAGGCUUACAAAUGUUUCUUCACUCCUGUUGACAUUCUAAAAAGAAAAGAGCUGAAGAUAUAGGAGCUACUGAAAAGUUGGUAGAAUUCAUAAUGAAGUCUAGCUGGAUACUGCUGCUCGUUUUAAUCUCUUUAGUUAGUGGGAAUCUACAUAGAAUCAAGUUGCAUAAACUUGACAAAACAUUAAGACAGACUUCAAAAGAACAAAAUGCACCUGAGUAUAUCACUUCAAAAGGAAACGCUGUCAAUCGUGGUGGCCAAGAGCAGCUUCAAAACUUUUUCGAUGCACAAUAUUAUGGUCAAAUCGCGAUUGGAUAUCCCCCUCAACGCUUCAAAGUUGUAUUUGAUACUGGAUCAUCAAAUCUGUGGGUGCCAUCAUCACACUGUCCUUUUACAGACAUUGCAUGCCUCUUCCACAGCAGAUAUAACGCAAACUACUCACAUACAUACGUUAAAAAUGGAACUGAGUUUGCCAUCAGUUAUGGUAGUGGUAGUUGUUCUGGAUAUCUUGGUCAAGAUUUUGUUGAAGUUGCUGGCAUUUAUGUGACAAAUCAAGUAUUUGGAGAAGCUACUUCCCUUCCAAGCCCAGCAUUUAUUUCAGCUAAGUUUGAUGGGAUUUUUGGAAUGGGAUUUCAAGAACUUUCUGAGGAUAAUGUUGUUCCUCCAUUUUAUAACAUGGUGUCACAAAAAGUUGUUGAUCAACCCGUCUUUUCAUUUUGGUUGAAUAGAAAUGCGAACGAUAGUGCUGGUGGAGAGCUUCUUUUGGGAGGUACUGAUCCUGCGCGUUACGUCGGUGACUUUACAUACACUCCUGUCACAACAAAAGGCUACUGGCAAUUCAAAAUGGACAAAAUUGUAGUUAAUGGAGAGCCAAUGUUUUGCCAAAAUGGUUGUCAAGCCAUUGCAGACACAGGAACGUCGUUGAUUACAGGACCAACCACAGAAAUCGAAAAGCUUAAUCAUAUAAUUGGAGCUACACCUUUUGUUGGUGGAGAAUACACAAUUGAUUGCUCAGAGAUUCCAACCUUACCAGAGUUAGAUUUUUACAUUGCUGGAAAGAAGUUUACUUUGAAGGGAUCUGACUAUAUUGCGAAGAUAUCGACACCUGGUCAGAGUCGAUGCUUCAGUGGUUUCCUGGCACAGGAUAUUCCACCACCACGUGGCCCAUUAUGGAUUUUGGGGAAUGUCUUCAUUGGACCAUAUUACACAGUUUUUGACCUUGGUAACAGUCGACUUGGUUUUGCCAAAUCAAAGAGGUGUUAAGUGGAAUAAGAUUAUUUGGAAGAUGUUUCAGUUACAACUAUAUGUUAUCGUGCUUGCCACUUUACUUGCGAAGAAAAACUUUUAGUUUUUAUCAAAAUUUAAAUGUCGUUUUACCGUUAAUUUACUUUUUAUUUAUAUUUUAUGUAUGUUAUCUAAUUUUUAUAUCUUUAUUAUUUGCACUGUCUUCUGUAUCCAAUAAUGUUUUGAAGGUUAUGACUGCUUUUGAUCUCGUGGAGUCAUAAUGUCAACUCAUGCAUAGCGAAAUUGUUUGUGUGAAUGCCCAUCAUCACCAACAUGGUAUCUAUUGUUUUGCAAGAUCAAACAUUAUUGUUCUGUUCUAUUAUACACUAGGUAGUCGUUAGUCCGUGGAAAAUCCACGGGAGUUCGCCUGUCACAGGAAAGCUGGUAAAACGAUAUCGCAAUGAUUAUUUGUAGUUUUAAGAUUUCGUGCGUGGUUUUGCAUGACUCGGUUUUGGGCAACAGACGGCUAUUAUUAUGGUAACUAGUAGGC
Messenger RNA from Hydractinia symbiolongicarpus, 2896 nucleotides. RefSeq names its product lysosomal aspartic protease-like. Gene Ontology annotation, biological process: proteolysis. Lineage: Eukaryota; Metazoa; Cnidaria; Hydrozoa; Anthoathecata; Hydractiniidae. Bases 1216 to 2385 code for a protein of 389 amino acids. The record is from RefSeq and is a predicted model, not a curated record. The transcript is spliced from 8 exons. Gene Ontology annotation, molecular function: aspartic-type endopeptidase activity.